AUGAGUAGAAACGUUGAUAAAGCCAAUUCAGUGCUUGUGAGGUAUCAGGAGCUUCAAGCUGAGCAGGCAGGUGGCUAUAAAGAUUACUCUCGUUUUAAGAGGCCUACCAAGGUUAAUAAAGUUACCAAAUUAGAUGAAGCUCAACGAUGGAGAGCUGAAGUAGUUAAGGAUAUUGGUAAUAAAAUAACCCAAAUACAUGAUCCUUCGCUUAACGAUUUGCAAAUAGAAGAGCUAAAUGAUGAGUUGAACAGAUUAUUCUAUGAGAAGCUGCGAUGGGAAACUCAUAUCCGUAAAGUUUUAAAAGGUCCCGAUUAUAGAAAGAUGAAAAAAGGCCUGAAUACGACAGGCGGUAGGAUACUAAAUGGAACACGUUAUUUUGGCAGGGCUCUAGAACUUCCAGCUGUUCAAGAAUUAAUCAAGCAAGAAAAGGAACAGAAAAGAAAACAGUUGACCAAGGCGCAAAAGCACCAGCAGUUAAUUGCAAACGUUAAUCGAUGGAAAAAGGAGCUAGGUACUAACUACUAUGGAGAAGAUAUAACUGAUGAUAUUCUUAACUAUGAAGAAUCAAGAGGGCAGGAUUUGAAGCUUGAUAUUGCUUCUGCACCUAGCGAUGACGUUCCGAAAGUGAUUAUUCCUCAGUUUGAAGAUUUGCCCACAAUGGCAGAUGUUGAGCGCUGGUUGGUGGAAAAGAGGAAAAAAAGGUUACAGAAGCAGCUGGGCUUGUAG
Messenger RNA from Eremothecium sinecaudum, 726 nucleotides. RefSeq names its product Isy1p (gene ISY1). Gene Ontology annotation, biological process: mRNA 3'-splice site recognition; generation of catalytic spliceosome for second transesterification step. Lineage: Eukaryota; Fungi; Ascomycota; Saccharomycetes; Saccharomycetales; Saccharomycetaceae. The record is from RefSeq and is a predicted model, not a curated record. The coding region runs from base 1 to 726 and encodes 241 amino acids. Gene Ontology annotation, cellular component: post-spliceosomal complex; catalytic step 2 spliceosome; post-mRNA release spliceosomal complex. The transcript has a single exon.